CAGCGGGACGGACCCACCCGCCCAGGCUUUUAUCCGGCACCGGCGGCGUCUUCCUGCCCUCCCCCGUCUAUGGUGGCGGCGGCGGCGGCGGGGGCUCCUCCGGCGGCAGCGGAAGACGGGGCUGCGGCGUUGCCAUGAACAGUGGCGGCGGCCUCCCGCCCCCCUCGGCCGCCGCCUCUCCUUCCUCCUCCUCGCUGGCGGCGGCAGUGGCGGUGGUGGCCCCGCCGGGGGUCGGGGGCGUCCCCGGCGGGGCGACGGCGGGAGUGAAGCUGAAGUACUGCCGCUACUACGCUAAGGAUAAGACUUGCUUCUACGGGGAGGAGUGUCAGUUCCUGCAUGAGGACCCAGCCGCCGGGGCUGCCCCGGGCCUCGGCCUCCAUAGCAACAGCGUCCCCCUGGCGCUGGCGGGCGCGCCCGGGGCCGCCUUUCCGCCCGGAGCGGUCCCGGGCGGGGGAGCCGGGCCGCCCCCGCCGCCGGGGCCCAAGAAGCCGGACCUGGGGGCGCCCGGAGCCGCAGGCGGCGGAGGCGGCAGCGGCGGGGGACUCGAUGGAGCGCGGCUGGCAAUUCCUGGCAUAGAUGGAGGUGCUUUAGCUGAUACUGGUCUCACGGAUUCCUAUUUCAGCACCAGCUUUAUUGGAGUCAAUGGGUUUGGAAGCCCCGUAGAAACAAAAUAUCCUUUGAUGCAGAGAAUGACUAAUAGUAGCAGCUCCCCAAGCCUUCUAAAUGACAGUGCCAAGCCAUAUGGAGGCCAUGAUGCUGUAACUUCACCUGCGUCAUCCUUGUUUAAUGACUUUGGUGCCCUCAACAUCUCUCAGAGAAGGAAGCCAAGGAAGUAUCGCCUGGGGAUGCUGGAGGAGAGGCUAGUUCCGAUGGGAUCAAAGGCACGAAAAGCAAAGAACCCUAUUGGCUGCCUUGCUGACAGGUGUAAAUCAGGAGUACCCAUCAAUAUGGUUUGGUGGAACAGAGUCACAGAAAACAAUUUACAGACACCAAAUCCUACUGCAAGCGAGUUUAUUCCUAAAGGAGGAUCAACCUCCAGGCUGAGUAACGUGUCCCAGUCAAAUAUGUCUGCCUUCUCUCAAGUAUUCUCUCACCCAUCCAUGGGAAGCCCUGCUACUGCUGGAUUAGCACCAGGUAUGUCACUGUCUGCUGGAUCUUCCCCUCUGCAUUCCCCCAAGAUUACUCCACAUACGUCUCCUGCUCCCCGAAGAAGAAGUCACACUCCAAAUCCAGCCAGCUACAUGGUGCCUUCUAGUGCCUCUACACCUGUUAAUAACCCUCAGACUCCAUCUUCUGGUCAGGUGAUCCAAAAGGAAACUGUGGGUGGAACGACUUACUUCUAUACAGACACAACUCCAGCACCUGUGACUGGAAUGGUAUUUCCAAACUAUCAUAUUUAUCCUCCAACUGCACCUCAUGUUGCUUAUAUGCAACCAAAAGCAAACGCACCUUCCUUCUUCAUGGCCGAUGAACUCCGACAGGAACUGAUCAACAGACAUUUAAUAACAAUGGCUCAAAUUGAUCAAGCCGAUAUGCCAGCCGUCCCUACAGAAGUUGACAGCUACCAUAGCCUGUUCCCUCUAGAACCACUGCCACCACCCAACCGGAUACAGAAAUCAAGUAAUUUUGGGUACAUUACAUCUUGCUACAAAGCUGUAAAUAGUAAAGAUGAUCUGCCAUAUUGCCUUCGGAGGAUACAUGGUUUUCGUCUUGUUAACACAAAGUGCAUGGUGUUGGUUGAUAUGUGGAAAAAAAUCCAGCACUCAAAUAUUGUAACCUUGCGGGAAGUGUUCACCACUAAAGCAUUUGCAGAACCUUCUCUCGUGUUUGCAUAUGAUUUCCAUGCUGGAGGAGAAACUGUGAUGAGCAGACACUUUAACGACCCUAACGCUGAUGCCUAUUUCACAAAGAGAAAGUGGGGGCAACACGAUGGGCCAUUGCCCAGGCAGCAUGCCGGAUUAUUGCCAGAGUCUCUUAUUUGGGCAUAUAUCGUCCAGCUAAGCUCCGCGUUGCGUACUAUUCACACGGCAGGUUUGGCAUGUCGCGUUAUGGACCCAACAAAGAUUCUGAUAACCGGCAAAACCAGGUUGCGAGUAAAUUGUGUUGGAGUUUUUGAUGUUUUAACGUUUGAUAACAGUCAAAAUAAUAAUCCAUUGGCAUUAAUGGCUCAAUACCAGCAAGCAGAUCUGAUAUCAUUAGGAAAAGUUGUGUUGGCUUUGGCUUGCAACUCUUUGGCAGGAAUUCAACGAGAGAAUCUACAGAAAGCCAUGGAACUGGUGACAAUCAACUACUCCUCUGACCUGAAGAAUCUGAUUUUGUAUUUGUUGACUGACCAAAACAGGAUGCGGAGUGUAAAUGAUAUCAUGCCCAUGAUUGGUGCUCGAUUUUAUACUCAGUUGGAUGCUGCUCAGAUGAGAAAUGAUGUCAUAGAGGAAGACCUUGCAAAGGAGGUUCAAAAUGGAAGACUGUUUAGGCUUCUAGCAAAAUUGGGAACAAUCAAUGAGAGGCCGGAGUUCCAGAAGGAUCCUACCUGGUCAGAGACUGGAGACCGUUAUCUAUUGAAACUCUUUAGGGAUCAUCUCUUCCAUCAGGUGACAGAAGCGGGUGCUCCUUGGAUUGACCUCAGUCAUAUCAUUUCUUGUCUUAACAAGCUAGAUGCUGGUGUGCCAGAGAAAAUAAGCCUCAUUUCCAGAGACGAGAAGAGUGUACUUGUGGUGACUUACAGUGACUUAAAGCGCUGCUUUGAAAAUACUUUUCAAGAACUAAUGGCAGCUGCAAACAGUCAGUUGUAGUAUUUGCUAAAAAAACAAAGCACGGAAGACAUUGCCGAGGAACUUAACCAAUAGCAAAUUGCACUACGGCUGAACUGUUCCAUCAUCUCAUUUCACAUGUGGGAAACAAACAGGAGAUGAGCGAAGCUGCUUGCACUUCAGUCAGGUACACUGUUACUUGAGAGGAAGAGUGUGUCACUUACCUUAGAGCUACGGCAGCCGCCAGAGGCUAGAUCUGUGAAGAGUUUAUUUUAGAUUAAGGAACACCGUCAAGUGAAUGAUGUUCCUGCCCCCCCUUUUUUUUUCCCUCUUGUAUAUGCACUAAUUUUCAUUUUUUAAAGACUUUUUUUUUUUUUCGAUUUUUGAACUUUUGCCACAGUGUAGACUUAUUAAGGGAAACUAUUUACGAGAACAUUUUUGGGAAACAAUGCUGGGCAGCAUUUGUGUCGCUGAGGGUUGCAGAAUUUGCUCUUUUUGGGGAUGGGUUGCCCUGAAUAACAUAAUGGAGCCGGUAAAAAUUUGAUAGAAAUAUAGUGUAGUGCAGAAUUCUUGUAAAAGUAUCGUAUGCAAGCUCUGUAUGCCACCCGCUGUUAGCUCAAAUUGAGAUUUUUGUUUUGUUUUGUCUGAAGAACAUACAAAGAGAAAUAUCAGUGAAUUGUCGAAUAUGAAUUCCCCUAUCAGUUGAUUUAGAUCUUUCCUGAGCAAAGAUUGGAUACACAGUAACUGAAGGAGCAUAAAUAGCUCUUUGCUCCAAAUUCAGCUGAGCCUUUAAGGGAAAAAAAUAAAAAGGUGUGUUUCCCUCCUAGUCAGAUGCAUUUACAUUUAUGCAAUUUUUUUUUUAAUAGAGAAAAAAAUUAAGAAAUUGUAUUAAAGGCCUGAAGUUCAGGAAUGUAUUACUUUAGGUUAUUUACAGUUUGCUUUUUUUGUAUAAAGUUCUGUUCUUUGAACCACAGCUUUAUUAUGGUACUUUACACUGGAUACAAAGACACUGUUAAGAAGAUUAACUAAACACAGCAGUGGUCUGGCAUCAAGAGCUUUCUGAAGUUUUACAGCCUGAAUCUGGAGGGAUACCGAUCUGCUGUGCCUUGCAGUCACUGCUUAGCCCAAAGUAAUAGUACUUUUGAUAAUAACUCACUAUGUGGGAUAUUCCCAAAUAAGUCAAUCUCAAAAGUUUGGAAUUUCCUCCUCUUAACUUUCUUAAUAUUUGGACAUGCAGUUGUCGCCAAACGCAGAAUUUAUAGUUAAUGAAAUACCUAUACUUUGAUACUGAAGACUGCCAAAUACAUAGGAAUUUUCUUUCUUAAAAAAACAGUAAUGAAGACUCUGUAUCCUUUCCCAGCACUGAAUGUUUUACUAGCACUGGGUGCUCACCAUGCAACUAUGAAGAAAAUGUGGAAACCCAAAAGGUCAGGACAGAUUUCCAAGCACUUGCAACUGAUGUUACUGUCUUCAAUUUUAAUAAUUAUACAUAUUUGUAGUUUUCAGAGAAGUUUUUAAUAUUUCUCCACUUUUUAUAAGCUUUAAAAUGAUUUUCUCUGCCUUGAGAUUUGCAUCAAGAAAAAGCACCUCUCUUCACCUGAAAUCUUUGAAGACUAGAGACACGCUUUACACAUUUUAUGAAGCGUGGCUGAGUCCACGUUUGGUAGCAUCAGUUGUUGAGUUAAAAAGAAAAUCAAUUAUUGCAUUUGAUACGGAUGGAUUAAAAAGAACAUAAUGUUCAGUACUCAAAGGAUGAUUAACAUUUGCCACCAUAAUGUUCUUUUUUUAUGUAAAAGGAACACGAACUUGGAGACAUUAACAUGCAGAAGUCUUUUAUCAUUAUUAGCUCAUGUAUUUGAGGAAGAGCAGCUGUCUUUUUAUAUGUUUUUUGACAAAUCAUAUUGUAAUUCUUUUGUACAAAAAAGAACUACUUGUAUUCUAGAAGAAAUAUGAAAUGCUUAAUUUAUAAGCGGGCUGGAGAUUUUUUCCAAUAUUGUUUUCUUUGAAAAUGAAAGGGGAUCAUCUAUUUUAGUUUUAGGGCUUGGGAACUUUUUGAAAAUUUAAUUUGUGGACCAAUGUUCUGUGAAAGGUAAGGAAGGGCAGGGGUCAAAUAGGGCUUGAAUUUCUCCUUCUGUAUAGACCAGCAAACUUUUCCUCUGCAAGGCAAGUUCAAAUCACAAACCCAAGAAUGUUUGUAUCAUGAGUGCUAGUUUGCUUCAGCCCCUAGUAACCUCAGGACUUGGUUGACUAUAAAAGGUAGACAGCUGAUAUGUUUUCAUGAGUAAAUAUUGUCAGCCAGAAAAAACAGUUGGUGUCAGGUAUGCAUAUUUUUUUUAGCUUUGUUUUAUAUUUAUUUUUCAUUUCAUUUUUAUUGGGAAUGGUUUUCAAAAAACUCUGUUUUGCUUAGGUGUUUUUGGGGGAGCCCUCUUUUUUUUCCAUGGUGUAGUUGCAUUUAAGAGGUUGUCUAAAAGCUAGCCUGUUUAAUUCUUAGGAAGAUUUGAAUAUCUGGGAACAGUCAAAUUAAGGAUACAAACUUCCCAUACCUUCCUGUUAUCACAGAUUAAAGAGCAGAAAGGACAACCCUUGAAAUCAUGUAACAUUGGUCAUUUCAAUUUUGUGUACCUAUUUUAAAUUCUGUUAGUGUAUUUACUUCAUUGUAAAUAUUUUUGAGGGUACCUUUGUAUUUUGCUUUUGACCUUGGUUCUGUGAUUUGGAUGUCAACAACUUCCCUAAAAAGCACCAGUAUGUUAAGUUCUAAUGUCGUGGUCCCAAUAUGUGUUAUUCAUCUUUAAUCCUCUUUUCAGUCUUUACAUGUACAGCAUUAUUUUUAAUAAAGAAUUACAGAAAUAAGCUUGUCUCUUUUGUACAAAUUCAUAUAACAAAGUUAUGUCUUGUGAUUAGAAUUUAGAAAGUUGUAUAUUUCCUACAUGUUUUGGAAGAAUUUUCAAUCUUUGGAUGAAGUCACGGCAGAUUUACUCAUUAAUUUAGCAAAUAAUUUUGUCAGAUGCCUCCUCUGUCCUUGUAUCUAUCUGUUUUAGGCACUAAGAAUACAGAUCUGAGGACGCGUUAUUUAUAAAAUCUAUACUCCCAAGCAUUUCUGCAUAAUACACAUUGCUUACAGUAUAGUUUAGGAGAGAAAGACUACUGACCUGAGAGGAUCGGAAAUGUAAUUCAAAAAGUAUUGAUAAAAAAUCAUAGAAACCUUUAUUAAACAAAAAUAUCAAGAUGUGAAACUAUUGUUCCUCGACGUAUCUCCUGUCUAGGUCUGUACACUUCUGAAGGUGGUGUUGCCAUGUCUCUAACCCUUCCUCCAAAAAAUUCUGUGCACUCCAAUUUACACCACGUCAAAAUGGCAGUUUUGACAUCCUUUGAAGGACUCGAAUCAUAUUCCUUUUAAAUGUUCUCUGAGUUUUGGGAACAAAAAAGUCUGCAAGGGGCAAGAUCAGGGCAGUAGGGUGGAUGGAGUAAGAUUUCCCAACGAAAUUCUUGUAGGACAGCUAGGUGCAUUGUCAAGAUGGAAAAAAACUCAGCACAACUUCCCUGGCCUUUUUCUCACCAAUGCAGCCUUUAAUUUUCUUAAAACUUCUUCAUAAAAAGCCCCUGUGAUUGUCCUAUGUCCUUCAGGAAAAUCUGUCAACGUUACCCCUUGGUAAUGUAAAAAAAAAAUCGUCAUCUUCUGAGCAGUCUUCCCUCUCUUGGCUCAUCUUCAAGGUCUUCCUGACCUUCCUUAAAAUGCUUAAUCCAUCUAAAAACCAUUGUUUUACGUGGGUCAGCAGUCCCAUAAACUUGCUGCAGAGCUUCAGUGAUUUGGGAAGAUGUCCACCAAAAGAUGAGUUUUGUUAAAAAUUUGAUAUUACCCCUGACCUCAAAGUCAUUGUUUUCCAAUGGCACAAAAAAGUAUCUUUUUUUUUUUUUUGAAGGCACCCUAACAAGACUAAGACAAGUGUAUUACUGAGAGAACUUGUCUGUGGCCAUCCACUGAUCGCAGAGACAUGUUUAAACACAUUUUGUUUGGAAUAAACCCGUGCGUGUAUGAGCUGGAACCCCAGCAGCAGUACUGUUUGACUUGUGUAGUUGAGCUCUGAUUCAGUGUUUUGUUAAUUUACCAUGUAGUUGAAGGACACUCCUCCACCUGAAUCCUCCAGAAACAUAAUUCAGGAUAUAAGGAUAAAGAAAAGAUGGCAAAAUGUUAACAUUCUUAAAUCUAGAUAGUGUUGUGGGUUGGUUGGUUGGUUUUUUUCCCCCUGUAUGAAAUUUCUCAUAAUAAAAAGUUGAAAAAAUUAUACAGAAGAGAAAAUGGUAAGGGGCCAAAGGCACAGGUGAGAGGUAACUAAAGAGGAAGGAAGGUAUAUUUCCAGCUAAAGGAACUGGUAAGUGUUUUUAGGAAUUAAGAGAGAAGUAGCACAAAAGGCUAAGAAUUUUGCAGGAAAAAACAAACAUUUUGACCAACAACAAAAACAUGGAUUAGGAUUGGAAUCAAAGUGACCAUUGUAGGGUCAUCGGGAAGACAAGAGACUAGUAGGCCUAGAGAGGAGGGUAUGUUUGGAGGAUCUCUCGGGUUUAAAUUUCUUCGGAGAAAACAUUAAAAAUGUUGUUUAAACAAUAUUAUAUCUGAUACACACUAGUAAAUGAGGAGGUAAUGCUUUAUUUUCAUCUCGUCUGCUCUGGUCUGGAAGUCCCAGACAAAGGCACCCUCAGUUAACUCCAAGGAUUACUUCUCUGCAGCCAAGCACAAGGGCACUAUUUAGGGUAAAAGUCAGUGCUUUACCCUACACAUACUUUAAAAAAAAAAAUCUGGGCAGGGCCGAGGUGAUGGAGUAGUCAGAUGUUUCCCUGGUCCCUCUUGCAAAAAGAUCUUAAAAAAAAAAAAAAGUGAAUCAAUUAUA
This is a messenger RNA of Loxodonta africana (African savanna elephant), 7636 nucleotides long. RefSeq names its product poly(A) specific ribonuclease subunit PAN3 (gene PAN3). NCBI's taxonomy places the organism in Eukaryota, Metazoa, Chordata, Mammalia, Proboscidea, Elephantidae. Gene Ontology annotation, cellular component: PAN complex; P-body. Gene Ontology annotation, biological process: protein phosphorylation; mRNA processing; nuclear-transcribed mRNA poly(A) tail shortening. Gene Ontology annotation, molecular function: protein kinase activity; ATP binding; metal ion binding. The record is from RefSeq and is a predicted model, not a curated record. The transcript has 19 exons. Bases 135 to 2792 code for a protein of 885 amino acids.